CUCCAGCAGAUGAGGCCCAGGCGACCGCCUUUGCCCCCCCCCCCCCCCCCCCCGGGGCAAGUACAGGCUCUGCAGACCACACCUCCUCACACUUGCCCUGCACGCAUUGUACUACGAGCACGCGCAGCAUGUCGGACGCGGAGGCGCGCACGUUUGAAAUGGCAAAAGAAGCCAUCCUGUCCAUGCGAACGGACGGCACGCCGACGGACACGAUCCAGUUUUACAACCGAUGGGCCGAAACCUACGAGAAGGAUAUCGAACUGAUCGAGUUCCGGGCACCCGCGAUGGCGGCGCAACGAGUCUCCGCCCUUUUCAGCGGCGACCGGCGAGCGGCGGCGGUGUUGGACGUGGCCUGCGGCACGGGCAUGGUCGCCAAGAUGAUGAAGCGGGAGGGAUUCCAGAACUUUGUGGGCGUGGACUGCAGCCCGGGGAUGCUCGAACAUGCCCGACACAGCGGACUGUACAGGGAGCUCAAGAUGGCUGUGCUCGGAGACCAGCCGCUUCCCUUCGCGUCAGAUCAAUUUGACAUUGUGGUUAUAACCGGCGCGCUGAGUGCGAGUCACCUUCCGGCGGACGUGAUCCGAGAGCUGUGUCGGGCUGCCAAGCCGGGAGGCCUCGUCUGCAUGACCGGCAAGUGUGACGGUCUGAACCUCGGCUACAAGGCGGCCAUGGAGGGCGAGAUGGAACGAAUGGAGGACCAAGGACUGUGGCGCCGCGUCGACGUGACCCACGUGACCGAGUGGCAGCUCGGGGUGACCGAGGACGAGACGGGAUACAUCCCUGGAUGUGUGUACGUCUUUCAGAAGCUCUAAAACACUGCAGUGGUCCAGUCGGGCUUGACCAGUCGUAUACACUUUAGCGGUAUUUGCCUAAUGAGUGUGUCGCUUAAAGAAACUGAUCUGGAAUAAAUGUCAU
This is a messenger RNA of Syngnathoides biaculeatus (alligator pipefish), 915 nucleotides long. Its product is annotated as methyltransferase-like protein 27. The transcript is spliced from 6 exons. The coding region runs from base 129 to 812 and encodes 227 amino acids. Gene Ontology annotation, molecular function: S-adenosylmethionine-dependent methyltransferase activity. NCBI's taxonomy places the organism in Eukaryota, Metazoa, Chordata, Actinopteri, Syngnathiformes, Syngnathidae. The record is from RefSeq and is a predicted model, not a curated record.